Molecule: messenger RNA, 375 nt
Organism: Cooperia oncophora
Lineage: Eukaryota; Metazoa; Nematoda; Chromadorea; Rhabditida; Trichostrongylidae
Source: the annotation of a GenBank genome assembly
AUGCGCUUCUCUGAUAGUGGACCAUUCAAAGAGUAUUGUGCAAAUGUGUUUGGCAUGACGCUAUCCAUAGUGGGCGUGUUCUGCUAUAAUCGGGCGAAGCAAGAAGACAAAGUUUUGUCUCAUUCUCUUCCACUGACGCGAUCUCAUACAGUAUUGUCUGAAUCGACUCUAGUGGAGUUGGAUACCAGUCAAAACAGUGACAUGAUGUACUGGGCCUCAAAUAAUCGCCCCGGCUAUAACGGUAGCCGAUUGGGUGAUUUUGAGUAUUCCGAUGUUUAUCAGGCUCGCUACGACAAGAUGGACGACAUCAGCAAGGAGCAGCAGCAUAGUCGGCGGCAUGUUCGGUUUUGGCAUAGGGCUGUUUCCAGAAAGUGA